AUGAAUGAAACAACUACCGAUGAAUCACUUCCAUUACUAUUUGAACCGAAUCGUCUUUUACGAAGAACUAAUGAUACACGAACUCCAUUUCAAAGAAAUCUUGCUGUCUAUUUAAUUUUAUUCAGUGCUGGUUUUGAACGAUUAGCAUUCUAUUCAUUAGCUGGUAAUCUAACGUUUUUUCUUGAUUCAAAAUUAAUUAAAUGGACAUUUCCACAUACUAUUAUUGCUCCACUUAUCUUUCUCGGAACAAGUUAUAUUUCAGCAUUAGUAUUCUCCUGGGUAAGUGAUGGUCGAUUAGGUCGUGCAAAAACAAUCAUUAUUGGUUUUACGAUAUAUUGUAUUGGUUAUACAUUUAUGAUCUUAUUUGCCAAUGAACAUAUGCAUCAAAACUGGUGUCCAAUACAUAAUAAUAAUAAUACAGAUAUAGUAACGUCGGAUUUUUUUAAUGAACUUUGUAUUCAAUAUAUUCUUCCAACACUUAUUUUAACUGCGAUUGGUGUGGGCGCAGUACAAGCUAAUAUGGCUGUAUUUGGAGCUGAACAAGUUCGAGAACAAAAAAAUAAAACACGAUAUUUUGAUAUUUAUUAUGCUGCAGUUAAUACAGGUGGUCUUAUUGCAUUUGGUGCUAUUGCUUAUCUACAAAUCAAUAAAGAUUAUUUUAUUGGAUAUUUAGUUCCUGGUGUCUUACUUAUUUUGGCAUUUAUACUAUUUUUGAUCGGUUAUAAAUAUUAUAUUCAUAUUAAACCACAUGAUUCUGUAAUUACAGCAUUUUUACCUAUACUUAUAAAUGCAUUUCAAUCAUGGAGAAAUCAUCGAAGAAAUCGACAUGGAUUAAUUAAUAGUACGGAACCGUUACAUCAAGAAGAACCCAUUGUAGAAACAGAAGGUGAUAGUAAUGAUUAUUUAUCAUUUACUAUAAGUAGACCAUCAUGGUCAUUUAUUGAUUAUGCUAAAGUAGAGAAUAAUGGACGAUUUCCAGAUCGUAUUGUCAAUGAUAUUAAAUCAUUACAACGUAUUAUUGCUGUAUUUCUAUUAUUAACACCCUAUUGGCUUCUCUAUGUUCAGGUUGAAACAACAUUUAUUGUUCAAGGUGCUCAUAUGAAAUUACCAACUUCAUUUAAAAAGAUGCCUGUUAUUUGGCUUUCCCUUGCAAAUCAGAUUAUAAUAAUUGUUACAAUCUUCCUUCUGAAUACUUUCGUUUAUAAACGCCUUCAAGCUAGUGGUCGAUCAUUUCCAAUUAAUACUCGUAUCGUGAUCGGUAUGGUUUCAGCAGCACUUUCAAUGUGUAUGGCCGGUACAGUUGAAAUCUUUCGUCAAAAUAUAUGUAAAACACAAAAUUUUACACAAAUUAUUGCUGAUAAGGAAUAUAUAGCCGCAAAUAUGAGUGUAUUCUUUCAAUUUCCUCAAUAUGUUGGUAUUGGUCUAUCUGAAGUAUUUACAUCUGUUGCGAGUCUAGAAUUUGCAUAUUUGGCUGCACCGCAGUCAGCACAAUCUUUGAUUAUGAGUCUACGAUUUUGUUCAGCUGGUCUUUCGUCCUUUUUUGGUUCAGGUAUAGUUGGUCUCUUGUCAAUUGUGAAUGGAAAUCAGAUUUUCGAGAAUUAUCGUAAUGAUGAACGAUAUUAUAUUUAUUUCUUUAUUUUGGCUGGCUUUCAACUCGUUUUCAUAUUGAUUUUUAUUGGAUGUAAUCGAAAAUAUAAAAUACUCAAAUUACCAAAUCAUCAUCAUCUUAGUUCACGUCAUUUCCUAACGUCAAAUUCCAAUCCCAUAACUGAUUGA
This is a messenger RNA of Adineta steineri, 1776 nucleotides long. NCBI's taxonomy places the organism in Eukaryota, Metazoa, Rotifera, Eurotatoria, Adinetida, Adinetidae. The record is from the annotation of a GenBank genome assembly.